AUGUGGACCUCGCUCCUCACUCCUCUUCUUGCUGUCGGCAUGGCCCGUGCCCAGGUCACUGCUGCCGGCGCCAACGGUGUUACCAACCCCGACAAGCCCGAGUUUCUCCCCAUCGGCGCGCAGGUCAACAUGACCUCGUACUCGCGCCUUCUCACUCUCAACAGUGUCGACGACUUUUGCCUUUACGGCCCUCCCGAGGCCGGACCGGACUCGCUGAUCGGUAACACCGAGCCGAUUGUCGUUGCCUGGUGCACCAAGCCCCGUAACAACGCUCGACUCAUUCCCGACGGCGCCAUCCACGCCGCACACUUCAUCAAGACCCCUCUCUACGUCCAGAUCUCUGGCUUCUGGGACGGAACCAAGGUCAACAUUCCCUAUGGCGACUCUGGUGGUGAGCUCGACCCCCACGGUGCCAAAAACCUGGGCAACCCCAUUGGUGGCAAUGUUACCACCGACGUUGCUACCGGUUCAGAUGUCUUUUACGAGGAGUGGAUGUCCUUUAUCUCGUACGACCAGUUCUGUCUUCGUAUCUGCACUGCGGAGACCAACAACGUUACCGCUGCUCUCCAGUGCGAGCACGAGCUUGACAUCAUGGGCUGCCGUUGGGUCAUGGCCAUUGACGACUUUUACCGCUCGAACGGCACCUUCACCUCGUGCGAAGGUGAGGCAGCUGCCCCCCCUGGCCUCUACCCCCAGGCCGACGGCUCCACCUCGACCUUCCGCCAGCGCUACACUGGCACUUGGUCCGCCGACGGAAGCCUUGGUGUCUUCACCGUUGGCCAGACUGUCACCCCCUCGGCGCCUGCCUUCUGGCCUGCCACCUCAAACUGCGUGACCUACUCCACCAUUGGCAACGGCGUCGCCACCACCGACUACAUGGUCACUGCUGCCCCCGUCACCUUCGUCUCCGGCUCGUCGGCUACUGUCACUGGCCUCUCUACCACUACCAUGGCCACUGUCACGACCCCGACCAACAUUGUCGAGUCGACCUCUACCGCUGCCGAGGCCACUGACGCGGCCAGCACGGAUGGCUCCAAGUCGGGUGAGGCGGGCUCGUCGGCCGGUGCGGCCACCACCUCGUCGGGCAGCUCGUCGUCGGCUGGCGUCUCGGCCUCCAGCUCGUUCGGUGCCGUCGCUGUUGUCGCUGGUGCCCUUUUGGGUGCCGCUGUCAUCUUCUAA
Molecule: messenger RNA, 1179 nt
Organism: Apiotrichum porosum
Lineage: Eukaryota; Fungi; Basidiomycota; Tremellomycetes; Trichosporonales; Trichosporonaceae
Exons: 4
Coding region: 1-1179 (392 amino acids)
Source: RefSeq, a predicted model, not a curated record